UGUGGGAUUGUAAAAGCCUACGGUACCUCUGUCACUUCUCGAGAGCUAUCAGCGCACAUAAAGCUAGCUAGUUGGCUCCGGUGGUCUUUCACUGCGUGGUUACUGCUGGGAGUCGGGCUGAAUGCGAAUCACAUGACACUACCGGAGGCAGAGAUUGAGAGGAAAACGCUUCGUCUCCGUUUCCACCGCCAUACUGUAUUUCAUACCUUAUCACAUUUUUAUUGCAACAUUUUACUCCCGCUCGGAAGGAAAGUGGAGGAGGAUGACCGGUAAGAGCCAGACCAGCAAUGUGACCAACAAGACCGACCCCAGGUCGCUCAACUCCCGAGUCUUCAUCGGCAACCUGAACACGGCCAUCGUCAAGAAGGCCGACAUCGAAGUCAUCUUCGCCAAGUACGGCAAGAUCGUGGGCUGCUCGGUGCACAAGGGCUUCGCCUUCGUCCAGUACAUGAGCGAGAGGAACGCCCGUGCCGCCGUGGCCGGAGAGAACGCCCGCAUCAUCGCCGGACAGCCGCUCGACAUCAACAUGGCUGGGGAACCCAGACCGUACAGGCCUAAAGCGGGACCAAAGCGGCCUCUCUCCUCCAUAUACAGCGGUUACGAGUUUGACUAUGAUUACUACCGGGAUGACUUCUACAGUCGGCUGUUUGACUAUCAUGGGCGGGUGGCGCCCCCUCCCCAACCCGUGAUCCCAAUCAAGCGCUCGCGGGUCGCUGUCCCGUCCACACGCAGGGGGAAGACGUCCUUUCCCGUCAAGACAUCCUCUUCUUCCUCCUCCAGGCCGCCUCUCUCCAGCUCCUCAUCCUCCGGACUCAAAUUGAAAACGGACCAGCUCCAGACCAUCAAACGAGAGCUGACACAGAUCAAAGCGAAGAUAGACUCCCUGCUGGUCCGGCUGGAGAGGAUCGAGAGGCAGCAGAGAGCAGAGGCCGAGGCACAGAGGAAGUAUGAGGACAGCUAUGAAUCCCACCACGAGUCGGUGUCAGAGGCGGCGGAGAAUUCGGGCGAGGAGGCGGGGGAGGGGACGCUGGAGCCAGAGGCCGGGGAGAUGACCGAUGGAGGGGAGGAUGACUACGACGACGAAGGCAGCAACGAUCUGAUAGAGAGCCAUGUAUCAGACAUAGACAACUAAAAAGGGAGGCCGGAGUCACCGCAGGCUGUGGAACCAGGAACCAGCAGUAGAAACUGGAGCAACCGAGGGAUCUCUAGGAAGGAGAGAGUCUGGACAAAAAAAAAUCUUUCUGAGAGGAAAGGAGACCACAAAGCAGGACAUUUGUUUGCUUCUACGGAGACAUUUCACAGCCUGAGAUUGCCCGACACGCCAGCGCCGUUCACAGGACCAUGUGCGCUUUUCAAAAACGUGUUUGCUAAGUCAGACUCUACAAGCCUCGAAGGCUACACACAUUAUUGGUAUUUAUUUGUAUUUAAGAAAAGAGAUUAACUCAUG
Megalops cyprinoides (Indo-Pacific tarpon) is the source of this 1447-nucleotide messenger RNA. Its product is annotated as RNA-binding Raly-like protein. Gene Ontology annotation, molecular function: RNA binding. Lineage: Eukaryota; Metazoa; Chordata; Actinopteri; Elopiformes; Megalopidae. Gene Ontology annotation, cellular component: nucleus. The transcript is spliced from 9 exons. The record is from RefSeq and is a predicted model, not a curated record. The coding region runs from base 263 to 1132 and encodes 289 amino acids.